UUUUUGCAAACAAUGGAUUUGAUAAUAUAAAUGGAGUAUAAAAUAAUUGUAAUGAGUUUAAGAGGACAGCGCAAUCGGGAUUCUUGUCACAAUGGUUCUGAAAGUGGUUAUUGGUUUAUUGGUGAUCGUUCCAUUAAUACGAGGAGAGACUGAUUACAUACAGCCUCCUCAAGAAGAAGUACCUCGAUUAUUAGAAAUAUCCAUAAAUUGUGUUAGCGAGACGGGCGUCGAUGCGGACACACUAUACAAAUUGAUAACAUGGAAAUUCAAGAAAACACCAAAUACAAGCAAAUUCUUGUAUUGUUUCUUAACAAAAGCUGGGUUUGCUGAUAGCGAAGGACACUUUAUUAAGGACGCAGUUGUUCCUCUUGUUGGCAAUCAUAAACGUAAAGACGAAUUUGCUAAAGUAAUUGAGGAGUGCAAUAAAACGCACGGGAAGGAUAAAUUCGAUAGAAUGUACCGUGUCACCGUGUGUACCCACGAUAAAUCACCUAUACUGUUUACUGUAUAAAAUCAUGUUGUUGAAAUAAUUGUUAUUUUCUAUUUAUUUUAAAUUAAAUUGGUCGUUGUUUCUA
Colias croceus (clouded yellow) is the source of this 575-nucleotide messenger RNA. RefSeq lists its product as uncharacterized. The record is from RefSeq and is a predicted model, not a curated record. The transcript has 2 exons. Gene Ontology annotation, biological process: sensory perception of smell. Gene Ontology annotation, molecular function: odorant binding. The coding region runs from base 92 to 511 and encodes 139 amino acids. Lineage: Eukaryota; Metazoa; Arthropoda; Insecta; Lepidoptera; Pieridae.